AUGGCAAACAAAUCCACUUCGAAUUCAAGAUUUACUGAUCUUGGCGAAGAACCCCACAAGCUCUUAUUACCCAUUGAAGACUAUCAACAUAUGGAACUGACGCCACUCGAAGAUGCGGUUCGAUCACUUCAUCCCAUAAUUGACAAUUUAGCAAGAAAUGUUUGGAUUGCAAAAGAUAUUUGUAAAUUACCGCUUGAUUCUCCAACAGCUGACCAAUCAGCAUCUAUCCAUUUGUACACCAUGGAGUGGAAAUCAAGUAGUAACAGUCUCUAUUCCAUUCUCAAUCGAACACUAAGGAACGAAGAUCGUGACAGUCUGAUUCAAUGGUUUCCAUACCUGAAACUAUUUCUGACAGCUCUUCACAACAUACCGUCUGUCGAAGAAGCGGUAUGGCGAGGAAUAAAAGCUGAUUUGUGCAUGAAGUUCAAUAAAGGCGGCACAUUUGUGUGA
Messenger RNA from Didymodactylos carnosus, 450 nucleotides. The record is from the annotation of a GenBank genome assembly. Lineage: Eukaryota; Metazoa; Rotifera; Eurotatoria; Philodinida; Philodinidae.